AUGUCCCAAUCUAUGCCCAUCCCCCAGCGAAAGCAACCAGUACGGAACGCUGCAGCUGCGAGCUGGAGCUCGUCCUCGACAGCUUCAUCUUAUUCAAAUCCGAAUACCAUGCCCGUGACGCCCUCGUUGGCAAAGGGCAAGUUCCCGGCCACCCCGCCGAGGCACGUCGACAGUAUCUCGCCUAGACGGCCGUCGCUGCUUGGUAUGUCAGUUUGGGGAUUAGCAGAGAGAGUGGUCGUGGAGGUCGUUCUUACACCCAGUCUAGGUUCAUCGUUGUCGAAGUCCGAGUACACCGUCAUGGACCUAGGUCAUGACGAUGGUCCACCACGACUGGUAACAUACGUCAAGUCCUCCCAAGGUUUCGAUUGGAACCAAGAGCUCUUCCUCCCCUCCUACGCCGACUACGAUUCCCAAGAACUCGAGACACGACAAGAUCCUGUCGAGGACAUCGUGUUGACUGAUGAGGAGGCUGCUGCUAUGUUACCGCAGUGA
Recurvomyces mirabilis is the source of this 492-nucleotide messenger RNA. RefSeq lists its product as uncharacterized. The coding region runs from base 1 to 492 and encodes 163 amino acids. Lineage: Eukaryota; Fungi; Ascomycota; Dothideomycetes; Mycosphaerellales; Teratosphaeriaceae. The transcript has 3 exons. The record is from RefSeq and is a predicted model, not a curated record.